This is a messenger RNA of Nothobranchius furzeri (turquoise killifish), 7141 nucleotides long. NCBI's taxonomy places the organism in Eukaryota, Metazoa, Chordata, Actinopteri, Cyprinodontiformes, Nothobranchiidae. The record is from RefSeq and is a predicted model, not a curated record.
GUUUGUAAAUUUAAUCUGCCGCUCUGAAAAUGCGCUCUCCAGUUAGAAAAAAAACCCAGCAAUGAAUGCUUUAUUUUUUUGAACUGCAGAGCGAAUUUCUUCACAGAAAAAUAGAAUGCUGCCGUUUUCAUGAGAGUAAACAAAUGCUUUCUGACAUAUCAAAGUGGACAUAAAAUGGCAUAUUAGAAUAGGGGCACAUGUUUCAAUCAACAGUUUGAGAAUUUGUUUAUAUAGGCGCAUUUAUAAACCACACAGACCUUAACUGAGCUUUGAAUGGCAUAAUGAACAUGGGAAUAAAAUUAUAAGAACAAGCCUUUAAGAACAGCCUACGUCCAGUUUAACUCAUUCACUGCCAGCCGUUUCCUGAUCACUAACGGCCUUCGCUGCCAGCGUUUCUCACCGUUUUUACUGUUUUUUAAGAGUCACAGAACGUUGCGCGCUAGCAUGAUGUCGAUGCCAAAACAACCAAAACAAAGAGGAGACUCACCUCUUACAUCAGGAAGAAUCUGCGUGUUUCGAGCGUUAUCCAUUCUUUCAUAAUCCGUUGUCGAAUUGUGAUCGGCAGACGCUUUUCUGGUUCGCACCUCACUUUUUUUACAGGAACGGCCCAAAACGAUCUCCUAACACAUGGAUGUGUUGCUUCCUGAUUGUGUGAUCUGUGACGUAUGCGGAUGAAGAUCGGCUUCAGGGCUGAGAUGUUUGUUCUCAGCACGGGGCUCGUUCCGAUGCUCAAACAGUAAAAAAAAAGUGCAAAUGACGACUUUAGUCGUCAUUGGCAGUGAACGGUUGGAUCUAAAAUGAUGACUUUAGUCGUCAAUGGCAGUGAAUGAGUUAACAAAAGUUGAGCCCCUUAACAUGGCAAAAGUCCUCCAUUUUCUGAACACAACAAGAGGAAUAGUUUAUUUGGCAUCAUGCAGGAAAAGAAUGGCAUCAACAGUUUCAGGGGCAAGUCCAGUCCUCCUUUCCUCUAUCGCUCUUCCAGCUGCGCUAAAAGCGCGCUCACUGCUGCUGCUGCUGGUCGGGACACUGAAGACCAUGCGGGCUGGACGUGCGAGUUAAGAUGCUGUAUCUAGUCUGCCAUUUGUUUGACGUUUUUUGGCAGCUGAGAGGCGAGGCCUGACUGUUUCAGGUAGCGAACUAAAGCCUUGGCUGCCAACAGGGUCUCCGCUACCUCUGGGACUACUUCAGCCAGCUCAUCUGUGUUUAGGGCAUGUCGGAGGACUGUGUUGUACAGGUGAUCUUGACAAGCCAGGUGCCUGUAUGGACGGAGAGCAGCCAGCACGUUUGCGCCCUGGUCGGUUACCCAGACAACGUUGUUCAUAACGGAUGCAUCAAAGCCGAGGACUGUGACCAACUGCUGCUGAAGCUCUUUUCGGAUAUUAUCUCCUGUUUUCGCAUGGUUUGGGAAGCAUGUUGUGGUGGGUAGCUUGCUCUGUCCUCCAUGUUUGUGGUGGGAGUUGGGGAAGCCCCUUGUGUAAAAGUGAGGGAGAAAUCUAUGGGUGCCAGUGCAUGAGAAGCAGGCAGGUGCUGCUGUGUUCGUGUUUCAGUUUUUUUUAUGAAUUUGAUUAAAAAUAAAGGCGCCCGGCCCGUGUCCGAGGCAAUUACACAGUCGUUGGCCCGAAGCCCGGCCGUUGGGCCGGGCUGACCCCCGGGCCGAGGGGGCUCUACCCUGAAAUAUAUGUACUGCCCUCUAGCGCCAGAAAACUACACACUGCCACUUUAAUGUUCUCUCUCACUACCUAAGGCGAGACAUUUCUGCUGGAAAAGGACUUCUUAUAUAUAUUAAACAACUGGAAUAUAAGAAAACAUUGACACGCUAAAAAUUGUGAUAUUUCGUGCAAUGAUUCUGCAUAAAUGUUUAAUAGAGGGUAUGAAUUUUUUUAUAGAGAAUUUUCUUGCAACUAUUAACUGUAUCUCUUGUGUGUGGUGCAAUUCAGUCCCGCUCUAUUGGUUUGGGGGCCAAUCACAGCAGUUUGAAAUGGCUUUGGCAUCAACUUUUAUUUAGACUUGGGCUUUUCUUUGAAUCAAGAUCAUAUAGAGGUACUAAUGUUUAUUUAGAAAAGGAUGUAUUUGCAUCUUCUUUGACGGAGCAUGGCAGACUGGUUCUUUAACUGACAUCGGUAGCAAUUAGUACGUCACGUUGUUUGUUAUCCAAUAGCAUGCAGAGACGAUUUGAAAGGCAGCCGUUGAUCCCGACCCACAGCUUAGAGCCGUUAAUGGACCGUGGCCAGACUAUAUAUUCACAGGCUAAAUACACACCACUAUUAAAGAAUAAAAAAUCCAAAAAGUCUUUGUCACGUCAAGAAAAAUUAAUUGCAGAUUUUUCCUGUGACAAAUAAAAAUCUAUUAUUAGUUUUAUUUAAUGCUUUAGUUUAAAAUUGGCUGUAGCAGUAAAAUGAUAAACAAGAGAAAAUCCAUUAUUUAUUACAGUCUCAGCUUAAUGUGCAUAUUAGCUGGUUAAUGGAAUGAUUUCUAUUUUUAAAGUCCUAUUAAUGUGCGCGCUGUGGAAACGACACCAUUACCAUUCCUCUGUGGUAAUUCAUUCUACUCCUCCCCAAGAUCCUUAUACUGAACGCUUAUUCUACUUCAGCUCUACUGUUUACUGAUUACUUACUUUGGCUUUUUGUAUGAAUGCAUCAGUCCAUUUUUUCCCAUUUGAAACAAAGCAAGCUGGGAGAAGAUUGGUGCCUCUUUUGCUCAGCAAAGUAUCUGGUAACUCGGCACAUGCUGAGCAAGUGAUCAGCGCCGUCUCUUUAAGAUGCCAUCCAUUAGUAAUAAAUUGGAGCAGAUGCUACAGAGGCACUUUCAGAGUGUGUGUUGUGUCACUAUACAAAGAAUUUCUUUGUUUUGACUGUCGGCAUGCUGCUUUGUGAUCUUUGAAGACAUUAGCAAACCCAAGGCUGUAAUUGUCGUCCGCGCUGGAGUUCUGAAGCCCAACUCCCCACCCACCUUGCCUCCUUCAUUGAUCGGAGUAUUAAGAGGAGGGAGGGCAUGUUGCUCUGUGAAUGGGAGAGUGAGCCAGAGACAGUGUGAGGGGGAGAGAGAGAGAGGGAGGCAGAGGGACUUUAGCGCAGUCAUAUAUGUCAGCCUCAGAAGCUGCGUGGGCUGCUCAGCUGCUGCACGCCAUUGUUGUUGUUGUGAAAAAGACAGAACAAAGGACUCCCCGUGCCGUGGACCCCUGGCACCUUUACCAGCAUAGCAGUGCCAUGAUCACACCCUGAUGGAAUGCUAUUGAAAUGAAAUGUGCUGAGGAGCGAAGCGGGCGCUGACUGAAUUGGCACACAAUUAAACAAAGAAGCAAAAAAGGAAACAGAGCGGCAAACUGGGGCAUCAUCCAAGUCUGAUUUUUGAUCUUGCUUCUUGGACUCUUUGGCCUCCUCUUCCGAUGAGAGGCCGGUGCUGAUACGGUUUGAGUUUCUCCUGUGAAGCUUUGGCGUGGACAUUGCUGUGGAUUGUUGAAAGCGUUGCUGUGGAUACUGAUGGCGGUGAAGCUGUAUUGGAGCUGCAGGCGAGAGCGAACAAGCUGCUUGCUGCUGCGGUGUGCCUGAACCAGGAUAAGCAGCCACGAGAUCCAUGCCACUCUUCUUCUGAAGGCUGCAUCCGUUGCAAAAAAAAAAAACCCUAAUCCUUUUAUUCCCACUCUCCUUGUUCCGACUCAGUCAAUUCCUGGACGUAAUGCAGGAGUGGAUAAAAGUGGAGGCUGCAAAAAGACCCACUCAGCCAGAUGUCUUGGCAUCUCAGGUCAUGUGAUUUUUCAUGAGGGUUGGGUGAAGUGUUGGCGGGUCUGGUAGACCCUGGAACAUCUGUUCCUGUCUCUGCAUGAAUAGUGACGCUCGAAUGAGGAAACGCGAUGCGAGGAACAGUAAUCCUGGUGCAGGUAAACCCAGGUGAGGCCUUCACUAUUCGACGAGAGGAUGGUCAGUAUCAGUGUAUCACAGGUCCUGCUCAGGUUCCCAUGAUGUCUCCAAAUGGUUCAGUGCCUCCAAUCUAUGUGCCUCCUGGAUACGUGUCACAGAUCAUAGAAGAAAAUGGAGUGCGGAGGGUUCUGGUUUUACCUCAGCAACCAGAUUUCCACCCAGGGGGACAUUCCCCUCUCCACCAUCCUCCACCACCACCCCAUGCGCACCUGCCUGCCUUCAUCCCGCACCCUGCCAUGAUGCCUCCUCCGCCUCACCUGUACACAGGCAUUGCUGGGGGUGUGGGGGACUUGAGCUCCCAGUACAUCUCCCAGUAUCACCCGGCUCAGUUCUUCUCAGACCAGGUUUCUACAGAUUCUCUUUCCCAACACGGACGCCCAUCGUUUGUUCACAGAGACGACCGAGCGAGCAAAGCACACGAACGUCUCCAGAAGAAAGUGAAAGAACGUCAGGGAGUUGGAGGUGGCGGAGGGCAGGUGAAGGAUAGUCCCCCACCAUCACCUCGGAAAUCCUGCAACAGUCCCCCAACUGUGGACAUCCAGAACGGCAUCGGAGGGAAGGCGCUGGACGCGGAGCACAGGCAUGUGGUAGCCUGCUCUGACAAGCAGACAGGCAAAGAAAAGAACGGAGAGUUGAAAGAACUUGAUAAAGAGACUCAGGCUUUGCUCGCACUUUUGAGUAACAUCACCAAACCAGAGGUGUCCGACAUCCAGGCCAGAGAAGCAGUCGUCAACUGGAGCGACCCCACCCGGCCAGAGAGUGAAAACACCACCACUGAGGAGGAACCAGUCCUCCCAGAGCCCCUCAGCUAUGAGAUCUCCAUCUCCAUUACUGGCAAAGAUGGGAAAUAUCAGAGCAAGUACAGUGGGGAGGGACUCAGUGCGACUUUAGAAGGCCUUCGACCAGCGACAGACUAUCAUGUCAGGGUCCAGGCGAUGUGCACCAGUUUACUGGGCAGCCCGUCUGAGGCCGUGAGCUUCACCACUCUCAGCUGUGAGCCGGAUCCUCCCGGUCCUCCCAGGAAGUCCAGCGGGACCAAAAACUCCCUGACACUGCAGUGGAAGGCUCCUUGUGACAACGGAUCCAAGAUUAAAAACUACAACCUUCAGUGGGAUGAGGGCAAAGGCACUGGUGUGUUUGAACAGUGCUACUAUGGACCUCAGAAGCAGUACCGAGUGACCAAGCUGUCUCCAGCUUCUAGAUACUCCUUCCGACUCGCCGCAAAAAACGACAUGGGUGUGAGCGAGUUCAGUGAAGUGGUGGACCUGUUCACCUCAUGCAGUGUGCCAUUGCCACCCUUCCCUCCAGAGCUGGAGAUGGCAGGAGUGACCUGGCUGUGUCUGAAGUGGCAGAGGCCCAGUAGCUCACCCAAGGAGGACGACAUCUACUAUAUUUUAGAGAUGGAGGAAGAAGACUCGGGAUAUGGCUUCCAGCCAAGCUAUGACGGCGAUGAGCUCUCCUUCACCGUGAGGAACCUCCACAGGAGCUCCAAGUACAAGUUUAGGGUGGCAGCAUACAACUCAGAAGGGAAGAGUAACCCCAGUCAGGUUGUGGAAUUCAUCACGAAGCCAGACAGACCAAGUUGCCCCUGCAGACCUGUCAUCAGAGGACGAGUCCAGCCCGACAGCUUCAAAAUGGCUUGGGAGCCUCCUAAAGAGAACGGUGGAGCAGAGAUCACAAAGUAUGUUGUGGAGCUGUCUGAAGGCGUAACUGGAGCGUCGUGGGAGCUGGUGUACUCGGGGUCAGCCCUGGAACACGUCUGUGGCGGUUUGAAACCCGGCUGCUCCUACCGGACCAGAGUUUACUGCAUGAGCGAGGGGGGGCAGAGCCCAUUGUCAGAAACGCUGCAGGUCCAGACUCCCGCUGUGCCCCCAGGGCCAUGCCAGCCCCCUCGGCUGGUGGGCAAGCCCAAAGCCAGGGAGGUGCAACUGCGCUGGGGUCCUCCUCACAUCGACGGAGGAAGUCCUGUGACCUGCUUCAGCGUAGAGGUCAUCGGGCCCCAGUCUGAUGAGAGCAGGGAGGUCUACCAGGGUCCGGAGCUGGACUGCACCGUGGGAGGGUUGUCGCCCGGCAGAACAUACGGCUUCCGGCUCAAAGCGGCGAACAAGGCUGGGUUUGGGCCUCUCUCAGAGCGCUGUGAGGUCACAACUGGCCCCGGAGCCCCUGAGCAAUGCAAAGCCCCUUCAACCACGUGCAAAUCCCCCAGCUGUGUUGUCGUCAGCUGGGAGGCGCCUCCUUGUAAUGGCGCUCCGGUGACGGAGUUCCGUCUGGAAUGGGGAGCGGCCGAAGGCAGCAUGCAGGUGUGUUACAGCGGAGCGGGACUCAGCCAUGAAAUGAAGGGGCUGCUGCCUGCAACCAACUACUUCUGUCGAGUGCAGGCUGUGAACGUGGCCGGUGUGGGGCCCUACAGCGAGGCGGUGCUCUGCCAGACGCCCUGCUCGGUGCCGGCAGCUGUCAGCAACAUCUACUUGCUGAAGGAAUCGGAGCUGCAAAGGUACGGAAGUCCGGUGGAUGCAGACGAGGAUGAGGAGGGCGGUGUCAUCCACCCGCCGCUUGCCUUCUCUCCGUCCACCUGUCUGGGCAUCUGUUGGGACGCUCCAUGUGAUCACGGCUCAGAGAUCACUUCCUACCUGAUCGACCUCGGAGAGAAGCAGCCCAUCGUCGUCGGUCCUGUCACCAAAUACGUCAUCCAGAAUCUGCAGCCUGACACCAGCUACAGGAUCCGAAUCCAAGCCCAGAAUAGCCUGGGAACGGGGGCCUUUAGCCACACCUUUAAGCUAAAGACGAAGCCCCUGCCCCCACAGCCUCCACGCCUGGAGUGCACCGCCUUUAGCCAUCAGACCCUCAGGCUCAAGUGGGGCGACGGCCCAGCCAAAACCGCCACCUCCGACACCCUCCAGUCUCAUCUGCAGAUGGAGGACAAGAACGGCAGAUUUAUAUCCUUGUAUAAAGGACCAUGCCACACACACAAAGUCCAGAGGCUUAAUGAGUCUACCUCUUACACGUUCCGCAUCCAGGCCUUUAAUGAGGCGGGCGAAGGGCCCUUCUCCUCUGUUUACACGUUCACCACCCCACGCUCUCCUCCAGCUCCUCUGAAAGCCCCUAAAUUGGAGCGUCUGGACGACAACUCUUGCGAAGUCACAUGGGAGUCCCUCUCACACAUGAAAGGGGACCCAAUCAGCUACAGCUUGCAGUGCAUGAUGGGAAACACGGAGUUCAAACAG